GGCAGAAAUGUCUUGGAAGAUGAUUAAAGAAGGUGACCGAGUCCAAGUGAAUGCAUUUUCACACAAAGGCAAGAAAGGAACAGUCAUGUUUAAAGGAGAGGUAGAAGGCAAGAAAGGAGAGAUGCUUGGCCUUGACAUGGACGAAACUGAGACUCCUGAUGGAGAAGAGCCUGAACUUAUCUAUUUUAGAUCCGCACAAGUGAAGCUACUCCCAGCAGAUGAUAAGCCAAGAGGAAGUACAUUAAAGAAACCUGAAGGAGGGUUAAAGAAACCAGCAGGUGGUGGCCUGAAGAAACCUGCUGGAUUAAAGAAGCCGACUGAAGCUUCUAAGGAAGAAGAUACAUCUCAAGAAGAAAGGAAGAGUGUCAGAGGAUCGACCAAACUUGGAGGUCUCAAAGGACCAACAAGAGCUUCAGCAAUAAAGAAGCCUACUGCUGGUGAAGAAGCAAAGGCAAAUAAGAUCUCUAAGAUAAAAGCGGGAUCUAGGAUUGGCGGAGCAAAACCUGGUAUGAAGAAACCUGGAGAAGGACUAAAGAAGCCAGAAGGAGCCAAGACUCUUGCCCAAAAGAAAGAAGAUAUGAAGAACAAAGUCAAGGCAAGAAGAGCGGGAGCAGCUGGGCUUAAGGGGAAAGAAGAGGCUAAGAAGCCAGCUGUUAAAAAAUUUGCUAGGCCAGCUGCUGGAAACAAGCUAGCAAAGCCAACUAAAGCAAGUGAAACUUCUAAAGAAGGAGCUGAUGCUGAAGAAGCUAAAUAAAGAAGCGACUAAACUUGCAGGAUCUUCUUCUAAAGCUAAAAUCGGAGGAUUGAAAAAGACUGGAGUAGGAGCUAAAUCAGGAAUUGGAGGAGCUAAAACCGGUAUUGGAGGAGCUAAAACUGGUAUUGGAGGUGCUAAAUCUGGAAUUGGAGGAACUAAAUCAGGGAUUGGAGCAGGUAAAGGAAAGUUGGCAGGUCUUAAAAAACCAGCGGGUGCAUCUAAAGCUGGAGGUUUAGCUAAACCAGGCGGCUCUUCAAAAGUUGGAGGAUUGGCCAAACCAGGAGCAACUAGCAAAAUGGGAGGACUAAAGAAACCUGCUCCAAAGCCUAAAGAGGAUACAAAAAAAACUGAACCUGUAAAGAAAGUCUUGAAGAAACCUGCAAAAGAAGAGCCAGAUACUGAAAAAGCUAACAAGAAGAUAGAGGAACAAGAAACAAAUGAAGAAAUAGAUGACCAAGAAGCUACUGAAAACACAGAAGAUCAUAGAACUCAAGAAGAAGACCAAGAAGGAGACCAUGAAGAUGGUCAAGAAGGAGAUAAAGAAGAUGAUCAUGAAGAGGAACUAGAGGAAGAUUCUCAACCUAAGAAAAAGGUAUUCAGACGCCCUGGUGAAGAAGAAGGAAUGACUGGAAGUAAUCUCAAGAUGCUCCAACAAGCAAAGGUUGACCUUGCCAAGAAAGAAGUUGAGAUUAAAAAGAUGACUUCUGAACUCCAAGAAGUCUAUGAAAAGUUGAAAAACUCUGAUGAACUUCAUAGUACUGAGAUGGAAGUACAAAAAUUAGAGUUCGAGGCCAUUAUUGAACAAAAAGAGAUUGAUCUAGAAGAAAAGAACGAUAAGAUAAAGACAUUGACCAAGAGGGCUGAAAGAGCAGAGUCUAACCAGAAAAGUGUCGAUGACAUCAGUAUGUCUAAAGAACAACUUGAGGAAAUCAAGGCUAAAGAAGAGAAAGCAAAGACUGAUGUUGAGGAUAAAGAGAAGAUCAUCCAAGAGCUUCAGGCUGAGAUCGAGAAGUACAGUGAAGACAAUGCUAAUAAAGAGGAAGAAAUUGAGAGCUUAAAGCUCGAUAUUGAAACCUUGGUUGUUGAGAAGGAGAUUGCUGUCGAAGAGAAGCAGAUCAUUGAGCAAGAAAUGAAGCAGCAAGAGGAAGACAGAAGAAAGGCGAUGGAGGAAAGCAUGACUGAAGAUGAACUUAAGUAUCAAAAUGAGAAUCUUAGGGCUGCGUUUAGAAAACUCAACAAUGAUGUAGAGGUUGAGAGAGCAGCAUGGGAGAAAGAAAAAGCUGAGCUUGAAGAGAAAGUUGAGGAUGUCGAUGUACUCCUAGAUGCAGUUGAAGAAAGAGAUCAAGAGAUAGAGGAAAUGAGAGAGACUGUUGAAGAAGCUACUGAGUUCCAGCAGAUUGUUGAAGAGCUUACUGAAGAGCUUGUUGAGAAAGAAGAAUAUAUUGAUGAACUUCAGCAAAGAAUUCAGGAAUAUGAAGAAGUUCAAGCUGUACAAGAGGAAAUUAAUGAAGGGCAAAUUGCUUAUGAGAAUGAACUCAGAGAUGAAAUCGAGCAAAAGGAUAUCAAAAUUCAAGAAAUGGAGAAUGAUAUUCAGAUUCUAGAAGAAGCUCUUCUUGAGCAGGAUGAUACAGAAGCUAAGCAUAAGGAAAGGAUUAAUGAAUUAAACACAGAAGUAAAUAUCCUCAACGAACAAUUGAAUGAUGCUUAUGAUGAUCAAACUAAAAAUAAGAUUAAAGAAAUGAUGAAUAAUCAAAAGAUUCUCUCCAACAAAUUAAGAGAAUCAGCAAGGAAAGAGAUUGGAGGAUCACUAGCUGAGAUUAAUGUUGGAAUAUCUAAUACUCUUGCAGACCUGUAUAGCUCAUUUAUUCCUGAAAAGUUACUUAGAGAAGGAUACAUUUCAAACUUUAAUAAGAUCAGAUUGGUAAUCUAUGUUAAAAAUAAAGCAUAUUUGACAUACACUGAAUUGUGUAAGAGAAAAUUCAUUGAAGGAAGUGAUUUCUCUUACGGAGAAGGUGUUUCUCAAAGCUACGAGUACUUCAAGUACAUGUGCACCUUAGGGGAUAACUGCGUUAAAUGUUCUUCAUUAUGCCAAAAUAUUCUUCAUGCAUUGACAUUUAUGGAUGCUGAAAGUUAUAAAACUAUUGCUGAUUCUUCAUUCUGGCAAAACUUUGUCUUCGCUAAUUCGUUCCUUGACAAUAUGAUCAAUAUGAUUAGAGAUGAUACAUUGACCACAAAGGUAAGCCAAGAUGGCUUCCAAGAGACACUUGAAGAGUUUGAAAACUUCUUCAACGAAAAUAUCAAGAAUGUCGUCAACGAAGUGCUUAAGCAAAACCCAGCUGAUAAUGAAGAAAUGGAUAUUUGUGAAGUUCCUAAAAAUGUUGUAAAAGAAAAAAUCCAAAAAAUUGGGCUUGCUAUUCUUGCUUUAGGUUUCUACAUGAGACAGAAGAGCUUCUAUGAAGGAAAGGAACAAGACAUGGCUUUACAAGAGAGAUGCACUCAAGUAUACUCUAAAAUAAUCGACUCAAUUCUCGCUAUUGAUGAAAUUGAGCAAGAUGACCACGGUACUGGAUAUUUCAAAGGAAAUUUCCAUCUCAUCCAAAGACUUCAGGAUAAAUACGAGUUUGUUCAAAAAUUCUGGGAGGAAGACUCUAUGGCCUUUGAUGAACUAUCAAAACAAUCUGAGACAACAGAGCAGACAAAGGAAGGUGAGGGUGAAGGUGAUGAGAUCGUCACUGAGAGCGAAGACAAAACUCCCUCUGCAGGAAAGAUCAGUUAUGAUUGGUACGCUUGGUUAGACUCUGUUGACAGAGAACACUCAACUAUCAUGUCUGAAGACUCUAUGCAAGAGUUAAAAGAUAGAACAAAAGAAGAAAAUUCAAGCCCAUUCCUUAAGAAAAUGUCUAAAGGCCCAUGGAUGGAGCUUGCUAACAGGAUCAAUGAAUCUCUAAGUCAGACUGACGCCAUGAAAGAUGAGAAUGAGAAGAUGAUUCAAAAAAUAAAAGAUCAGAAUAUUGCAUAUGUUAAGCUCAAAAAGACAUCAGAUAAUCUUGAGAUUAUUAAAGAUACUCUAGAGCGUAAAAUAGCUGAAUUGGAGUUGGACACUCAAAAAUUAACCUCAUUGAAUGCUGAGAAAAAGAGAUUAGAAGAGAAGCUUUCCUUUAUCCAAGGACAACUUACCUCACAAGAGAAGGUUACAAAAACAUUGAAAGAAAAGAUUGACAAAUUAGAAGAAGAGAAGAAUCAGUUGAAGAAAAAGGCAGAAGAAGCUGCCAAUUCUGUCAAUACCAGAAGAGGAGAUAAGAGAAGGAACCCAAUAGGCAAAAUAAUUGGGAGAUCAAAUUCUUCUAAUAACCCAAACAAAAUUAUGGAUGAAAGCUCAAUGAAUGUUAUGUAUGAACUUCAAGAAGAAAAUGCUGCUCUGAAGAGGUCUAAACUCUUUAACAGAAUGACUAAGUUGUCAAAGGAUAGUAUUAGCUUUAACAAAUUUUUAAAUUCAGAAGAGGUAAAUGAAGAUAUUGAGCCUUCUCUGUUCAACCCAGUUACUAGGAGUCUCAGACUCCAAGAUGAGGAAGAAGCAGAAAUUCACGGAUCUAUUAAUGAAAUAAAUGGAAUAAAAUCCACACUUAGAGCAAGAAUGUGUAAGGCUAAAGUAUUUAAGAUUGGAGACAACAACGAAGAUGCAAUUUCCGACCCUAAGGUAUAUCUUGAAGAAUCUAUCAAACACAAGAAGAGUACACUCAAGAGUUUGAAGAAAGUCAAUGCUCAUAUGAAGAAGAUCAAUGAAGUCAUAUUCAGUGGUCAUCCAGAAGGUGACCUUGGAACCUCAUUCCAAAAAUAUACCAAUGCCGAUACUUCAACCAAAAUUGAAAAGUCGGCAGAUUGGAAGGUGAUUGGAAGAGUUAAAAUCAAGCCUCCAGCUGAUUACUCUUCUGAAAAGGCUGAAAGAGUUGAGAAGGUAUUCCUUAAUCAGCAGUCUGCUCAUAAGGUUCUUCGUGCUCUGCCAAUUCUGCCUUCCAGUGACUUAUUGGUCACCCUUCCUUAACAGGAUAUUUACUUUGAAAAUUACAUUACU
Molecule: messenger RNA, 4826 nt
Organism: Moneuplotes crassus
Lineage: Eukaryota; Ciliophora; Spirotrichea; Euplotida; Euplotidae
Source: the annotation of a GenBank genome assembly